AGCAGCAGCAACCACCACGUAGCGGGCGGUCGGUCGAUGGGGCUGCCGCCGCCGCUGCCAUCAGCAGCAGCAGCAAAAGCAGCAAAAGCCAAGGCCGCAGCAACAUGGCCAGGGACUUCCCCGAGUCCGCCGAGGCGGCCGAGUGGCGGCAGCUGCUCGCGGGCGUGAGCAUCGGGUUCGGGUCCUUCGCCACGAUUGCGUUCCUGAUGCGCGUCUUCGCCUCGCGGAUGGUGUCGGCCAAGGUGCGCCUCGACGACGUGCUGAUGGGCUGCGCGGUGCUGCUCAUGUGGGGGGACGUGGCGGCCGUGUUGUUGAAGGCCUUCAACGGCGUGGGCGUCGCCGCACAAGACUUGCCGCACUACCGGCAGAUACGAUUCAACAUUGGCUCGUGGCUCGUGACAAAGUUCUGGGCCACGUCGCAGGCAUGCGUCAAGCUGUCCAUCAUCAUCUUCAUCCGGCGCGUGCUGGGCCUGACGCGGCCCGUCGUCCUCGCCCUCAAGGUCGUCUUCGCGAGCGUCGUCGUCUGGGGCAUCUUCGCCGUCCUCUACACCACCUUCAUGUGCCGCCCCGUCUCCUUCUACUGGGACCGCACCAUCCCCGGCGGCUCGUGCAUCCCCAACGAGCAGUACGAGAGCCUCAACAUCUUUAGCGCCAUCGUCGCCGCCGUCGCCGACAUCACCAUCCUCAUCAUCCCCACGCCUACCAUAUGGAGGCUCCGCAUCCGCCGCAAGCAAAAGAUUGCCGUCCAGGUGGUCUUGUGCGUGGGCCUCAUUGUUUGUAUAUUCAGCGCUCUGCGUGUCGUCCAGUUCUUUACCUUUAAUACGAACCAUCUAUCGAGCAAGUACUCCCCUCUUUACUCUGUAUUUGCCCACCACCUCUCCGACUGGCAGCUGACGUUCUGUUCCCCCCUUCCCCUCAUCAGCCUCGACCGCGGGCCAGAGCCUGUGGACCAUCCUCGAGAACGAGCUCUCCAUCCUCUGCGGCUGCAUGCCCCAGAUGGCGCCCCUUUUCCGCCGGGUGCUUCGCAGCGGGCCCGCCCCAUCGGGCGCCUCGGCGGCCAGCGGCGCCGGCGCCGGCAACGGCUACUCGGCCGCGUACGACUCGUCGGCCACCACGCCGGGCGGCGCCGGUAAGAAGAGCGUCAUCCAGACGACGGUCAAGGGGCUGCACCACGGCCGCGGCGAGGCGUCGCGCCCGAACCACCACCACCACCACAACCGCGCCAUGGUCGACGACGACCUGGAGAGGGCGAGCGACUCGUCCGAGAUGGAGCUCAACAGCAUCGCCGUGCGCACGGCCAUCGACCAGGAAGUGUCGGCUGGCGGGGGUCACGAGGAGUCCUUGUCCCAUCAUUCGGGGUCGACGGUGGCUCGCAUGUAAUCUUGUACUGGAAGGGUAUUGCUCGAGGGACGGUGGGGUGAGAAAGCCUCGUUACGUGGGGGGGGGAACAGAUACCGGACGGGCGUUGAUUUAUAUGAGGGCACGACUUGCUCUGUUUAUUACUACACAGUCGAUUUUGUGUGCGUGUAUGAAAGAGGCGCCAGAAGGGCGAGUGGAAUAUGAGCGGUUAGUGUUGUGGUAUGGGGUGGAGCGCUGUAAGCAUUUUCGUGGGACGUUGUAGAGAAGAUUCGAACCAGAAUUCAUUUUCGUCUUGAUACCCG
Molecule: messenger RNA, 1661 nt
Organism: Purpureocillium takamizusanense
Lineage: Eukaryota; Fungi; Ascomycota; Sordariomycetes; Hypocreales; Ophiocordycipitaceae
Exons: 4
Coding region: 105-1133 (342 amino acids)
Source: RefSeq, a predicted model, not a curated record